CCCGCCCCCUCAAUAAGAAAAACUUCUCCGUCCCCAAACCCUUGCAGCCUCCUCACCUCAGAAACAAAAACUUCUCCACGCGAGAAUGGUUUCCGGCUCCGGGAUAUGUUCCAAGCGGGUGGUGGUGGAUGCCAGGCACCAUAUGCUUGGCAGACUGUCGUCGAUCAUAGCGAAAGAGCUCCUUAACGGCCAGAAAGUAGUGGUCGUUAGAUGCGAAGAGAUCUGCAUCUCAGGAGGACUUGUUCGCCAGAAAAUGAAAUACAUGAGAUUCCUCCGUAAGCGUAUGAAUACUAAGCCUUCUCAUGGUCCCAUCCAUUUUCGCGCUCCUGCGAAGAUUCUAUGGCGCACUAUUCGUGGAAUGAUACCUCACAAGACGAAGCGUGGAGCCGCGGCGCUUGCUAGAUUUAAGGCAUAUGAGGGGAUUCCACCCCCCUAUGAUAAGAUCAAGAGAAUGGUUAUCCCUGAUGCUCUCAAGGUUUUGAGGCUUCAGGCUGGACAUAAGUAUUGUUUGCUGGGCAAGCUUUCAUCUGAGGUUGGGUGGAACCACUAUGAGACUAUUAAGGAGCUUGAGAGGAAGAGAAAGGAGAGAGCUCAGGUUGCAUAUGAGAGGAAGAAGCAGUUGACGAAAUUGAGGGUUAAAGCUGAGAAGACUGCUGAGGAGAAGCUUGGCCCCCAGCUUGAAGUUAUUGCACCUAUCAAGUAUUAAGUUAUUUAUAUUGAAAAAACCAUGGGACAGCUGAGUUGCAGUUAAAUUUCUUUAGUAUUUUGUUACAAUGUUUCUGUCCGCUUGUGCAGGGUACAUCUGCCUAGCUGCAAUUUUUCAAGUAGAAGAUGUCAUGUUAUAAAUUGUUAUCUGACUUGGGUUUUCAAAUUAGAAAUGUUUGUGUCAUUAA
Molecule: messenger RNA, 893 nt
Organism: Quercus robur (English oak)
Lineage: Eukaryota; Viridiplantae; Streptophyta; Magnoliopsida; Fagales; Fagaceae
Product: 60S ribosomal protein L13a-4
Exons: 4
Coding region: 86-706 (206 amino acids)
Biological process (GO): translation; negative regulation of translation
Cellular component (GO): cytosolic large ribosomal subunit; ribosome
Molecular function (GO): structural constituent of ribosome; mRNA binding
Source: RefSeq, a predicted model, not a curated record